AUGUCGAGUUGGUAUUGCCCUUGUUGCGUGCCUUUUGAUUUUGACCCCGUGGAUGUGCCAAUCUCAGCCGGCUAUACAAGGCCCCGAAAGCCUAGGAAAUUGUUCCCAGGAGCAUGUGCGUCAUCUCCAGUGGUGGAGGAUGGCGAGAAGGAAAUCCAACCGCCCCCGCUUCCGAAAGGGCAACGUAAUGUCAUUGCUGUCGGCUUGCAACGCUUUGCAGAAGGGACCCUGCAACCGCAACCUGAUUGGGAACAGCUCACGGACAGGGUGGUUUGUGUAUUGGCACAAAAUCCAGGUUCAUUUACCCUCAACGGGACCAACUGCUAUCUCGUUGGAACUGGCCGGAAACGUUUGCUGAUCGAUACAGGGGAGCAACACUUUGGUGCAGAUGCUUUCAUGAAUAUCCUCAGCAGUUGCAUGGAAGAGCUUGGAGUUGAAGGCUUGGAUGGGAUUGUCAUCACGCACAUGCACCACGACCAUUAUGGAAAUGUGGGCCGGUUGCAAGACAAAUACGGGCCCGUUCCUGUGUAUUCACGGGAACUGUCCCACCGGACCUCCCCUCUGUUAUCCGAGCUGAGAAGGAGAGGCCAGAUCCAGCACUUUUUAACUUUGGAUGGCAAACCACUCUACAAUCCAAAGGUGGAUGGAAAACCACCCAAAUUGCCAGAAGACGUGGACAUCUCAUGGGCACAUGAUCGGGUGAAACAUUUUCAUGGAAAAAACACUGAAGAGAAAUUGCACUGGAUUUUUUUUAUGACCUGGCACCAUCAAGACCUGAUUGAUCGCUUGCGCAACUGCGAGUAUCCUUGGACAGCUGUGGAUUCCGGAGACACCAUUUCAACAGAAGGAGCCACACUCACGGCCAUGCACAUGCCUGGGCAUUCCGAUGACCACAUGACCUUCUUGCUGGAGGAGGAACAUUCCCUAUUUUCUGGCGAUCAUGUCUUAGGAUGGGGGACCACUUUUAUUAUGGAGAUGAAGGACUACAUGGACUCUCUUCGAAAAAUGCUUCACAUGCAUCCAGUAAGUCUCUUUCCAGGGCACGGGCAUUUCAUUGAAGAUGGGGUUGACAUCCUGCAGCGUUAUAUUUCUCACCGACAGAUGCGGGAACAGCAGACCUGGGAAGCCUUGGUCAAGCGGAAGGAGCCGGUGAGGAUCGAUGUCAUCGUGCACGAGCUCUAUCCCAACACCGUUCCGGAACGUCUUUGGAUGGCAAGGAGCAACGUUGAGGUUCUCUUGCGCAAAUUUGUUGCCGAGGGGGCCGCCUCAGUUUUCGUACCGAGUUGGGACGGGCGGCUUCGGCGGAUGAGGAAGCUCCCGACAGGCUACGAUGUGCGCCAUCUUCCAGAUGGCUACUUGUGGGCGGCAAGGCGGACGGUACCAACGCCGAAUCUGUAGCUGAGGAUCUUCAAGGCUAUGUGUACGAAUAUUGUGAUACCUAGGGAUAUCUAGAUAUUUAAACAACAACGCACACACACACAUGGUACACACACA
This is a messenger RNA of Cladocopium goreaui, 1494 nucleotides long. Lineage: Eukaryota; Dinophyceae; Suessiales; Symbiodiniaceae. The record is from the annotation of a GenBank genome assembly.